This is a messenger RNA of Arabidopsis arenosa, 2005 nucleotides long. Lineage: Eukaryota; Viridiplantae; Streptophyta; Magnoliopsida; Brassicales; Brassicaceae. The record is from the annotation of a GenBank genome assembly.
CACUCAACGAAACCAAAAAUCAACGGCUCAGAUCACUCCGACUUCUGUUUCUUCUUCUUCUUCUUCUUCUUCUUCUUCUUCUUCUUCUUCUUCUUCUUCUUCUUCUUCUCCGAUUUUAAAUUAAAACCCCUCACAAAUUUACUAAUUCCGAAUAUUUCUUCUCUUCUUCUUCUUCAUCGCAUCUCUCUCACUCCACGUUUUCUUCGGUGAAGAGAUAGCCUCCGGGAAAAGUUAUCAUCGCCGGAAAUUUCAGAUUUUUUCUCCUCCCGCCUCUGGUUUCGUUGUUUCGCUACGGGUAAAAGAACAUUUAGACCGAUUAUGCAGCGGAAAGCGAGUGGUCUUGUUUUACAUGAGAAUAUGAAGAAGAAAGAUGAUAAGAGUGUUGUUCCUAUUUGCAGUCGAAUUGGUUGUAGUUCUAGGAUUAGUUCUACUAAGGGAGCUUUGAUUGAUCACAAAGCAAAAUCUACUGUGUCUUCGUUUCGAUCUUUUUCAAAUGGAAAGGAAUCCGUUGGGAGUUCAUCUCGAAGUAUGAGUGGAUUUGGUGGUACAAAAAAGGCUUCCAAAGUUGGUUGUAGGAGACAACUCUCUUCUCUUUUGGAUAUGGAUUCUUCAGAGAGUAGCAGUGUUAAUGAAGACUCACCCACGAGUGAGCGUGUCCUUCCACGUGGAAAGACCAAAGAAAGCACUAUGGUUAAUGUCUCUGGAGAAGUUGUGACAGAGGCAGGAAGCUCAAGUAGAGGAACCCGCAGAAGCAUUCAUCAGAGACCUGAUUUGGUCACCGGAGAGGCUUGUAUGGUUAAUAGUGAGCAAAAUGCAAGAGCUAAUGUGAACAAGAAUGGAUUGAAAGACUUGAGGAGCAAAUCUGGUUCUGAUGUUCUUCCAUCUAAUUCAAAUCCGGCAAGAAAAAAUAACAUAUUUAGAAAGAAAAACUCUGAUGGAGAAAGCAGCUCUUCGAAUAGAGGGAAUAAGACUGAAGGAUCAGUGGUUGGGGGAAGGAAUUCAAGUUCCCCUCAGGGCAAUGGCAUCACCAUAUCUGAAUCUAGGAGGAACAGAAAUAUACCAAGUGUUAGGGACAACAGUGUUGUUUCAAGUAGUACUAGGAGAUCAACUGGUAAUUAUGGUAGAACAGGACGUGCUGGAGCGGUUGCAACUCUACAAGCGCCUCGGCCUGCAACACGAGCUGAUCUCAAUCCUUCUAGAUCUGCAGAAGUUUCGCGUAGUCCUUUAAAUAGUUACAGUAGGCCAAUCAGUAGUAAUGGCAGGUUACGUAGCCUGAUGAUGCCUGGUAGCCCCUCUGAAGCCGGCCUUUCUCGCUCUUUGAUGAACCGUGAUGGUUUCAGACGGUAUAACAUGAAUGGAGUUGCAGAGGUAUUGUUGGCGCUGGAAAGGAUUGAACAAGACGAAGAGCUUACAUACGAGCAAUUGGCUGUUUUAGAGACCAAUCUGUUCUUAAAUGGUAUGAGCAGCUUCCACGAUCAGCAUAGAGAUAUGAGGCUUGACAUUGAUAACAUGUCGUAUGAGGAAUUAUUAGCAUUGGAAGAGAAAAUGGGUACAGUGAGCACUGCACUAAGCGAAGAAGCACUUCUGAAAAGCCUGAAGUCAAGUAUUUACCGUCCAAAUGAUGAAUCCGGCGACAUUUGCCUAAACAAAGAUGAUGAUGUAAAGUGCAGCAUUUGCCAGGAAGAGUAUGUUGAUGGAGAUGAAGUAGGAACUUUGCCUUGCCAACAUAAAUACCACGUGAGCUGCGCGCAACAAUGGCUUCGGAUGAAGAAUUGGUGUCCUAUUUGCAAAACCUCUGCAGAAUCUCAGCCACAGCCAUUUUCAUGAUGAUGGGAUUUGCAGAGACAUCACCAAAGUGUUUGUCUCUCUACUUCCACCACAUUGCUCUCUUUUAUUUGUACAUAAAAGGUUUCUUUUUUACUUACACACAAUUGGGAACAAAAUAGAAAAUAAGAUCAGGUGGACAAAUUCCUUUCUUUCACCUGUAUAAAGAUUUAACAUUUCA